AUGUUGGGCCCCCUCGACUCUCUUAUUGCUUUGGGUAGAGAUAACUGGUGCGAAGACAUCAUCAUCGCUCUUGUGGUCAGCUUCAUUAGUUGCUUUCUCUGUGGCAAGCCCCAUCGGUUGGCUUCCUGUCCAACCUUCCAAAGUAAACCUCUGAGCAAAAAACAGCAGCUCGUAAACGACAGGCAACUUUGUCUUAAUUGCCUUAGUCAACACUUUGUAAAACAGUGUAAGAGUAAGUUCUCGUGCUCGGUUUGUCAUCGAAAGCAUCAUACCCUAUUGCAUAAGGAAGAGGCCAAGUCAAAUCCCUCGAAAGACUUAACCUCUUUUGAUAAACCCGCUGGUGGUCCUGAAAAAUUUCAUGAACUUCCACCCAAUCAAAGCUUCUUCGCUAACGUCAACUUAUUGCGUAGCGAGGGCUUACCUGCAGGACCCAAGGUUCUUUUAGCUACCACUCAAAUUUACGUUCAAGGCCCAGACGGUUCACAGGUUCUAGUCAGAGCCCUUAUUGACCAGGGUUCUCAAAGUUCUCUGGUGACUCGUUCUCUUUGCGAUGUCUUAAGACUUAAGACCCACUCGGUUAACAUCUUAUUAGCUGGCGUAGGGGAUGUACCCUCAACUCAUGUUGCGAGAAGGACUUACAUGAACUUACGACCAAAAUUUGACUCGUGUUUCAAGUGCGACACUGAGGCCCUGAUUGUUCCUAAGAUUUCUUUGUAUAAAAUAGACGUUCUGCUAGGAGCCUCUGUUCACGCUUACAUAAUUCAAAAUUUAAUUCGACGAGGCUCUCUCGAUCAACCCAUCGCUUUAGCCUCUCAGAUCGGAUGGCUAUUAUCAGGACCUGUUUCCUUCGUAUCAGAGAGUGUCUCUUCCUUCAAGCAAGCCAGCCACUUGAGAACCGUGCCUAAAGAAAUUGCAGUGAUGCACGCUUCCAAGGGCCCUGAUCUCGAUGAAGUUAUGCAACGUUUUUGGCUGGUUGAGGAACCUCUCUCCAAGCCUGAGCUGAAGGGAGACGAUCUUCGUUGUGAGGAGCAUUUUAACCUCACGCAUUUUCGAUCCCCUGACGGCCGUUUUGUGGUCAAAUUUCCGUUCAAGGGCGAAACUGUUGACACCCUUUCGCUUCGUAAGGGCACAUACAAAACUGCGCUCUCCAUGUUUCAUCAGCAGGAGAAAAGAUUCGGGAACGAUCCUUGCUUAUACGAGUUGUACAAGUCCUUCAUGUCUAAGUACAUAGCUCUCGGCCACAUGUGUGAGAUAUUUGACUCCAGACCAGAAAAGAGCUUUUUCCCCACAUUAUGGGGUCUUAAGGACCAAGUGCUCUUUGCCUAA
Copidosoma floridanum is the source of this 1326-nucleotide messenger RNA. RefSeq lists its product as uncharacterized. Lineage: Eukaryota; Metazoa; Arthropoda; Insecta; Hymenoptera; Encyrtidae. The record is from RefSeq and is a predicted model, not a curated record.